Messenger RNA from Erinaceus europaeus (western European hedgehog), 1884 nucleotides. RefSeq names its product tectorin beta (gene TECTB). Gene Ontology annotation, cellular component: cell surface. The transcript has 10 exons. The record is from RefSeq and is a predicted model, not a curated record. Bases 737 to 1726 code for a protein of 329 amino acids. NCBI's taxonomy places the organism in Eukaryota, Metazoa, Chordata, Mammalia, Eulipotyphla, Erinaceidae.
AGAAACAAAGCAAAGAAAUAAGGCAUUAAAAAAAGGAAAAGAGGAAAUUGUCACCUAUGUAAAAAUUAAUUUGCCGCCAAUCAGUGUAAUAUUUUCUUAUACAAAGAGAAAAGCAUUCAAUUCUUUAUUCCAAUCCUGGUUGAAGCAGAUUUUUUUUUCCUGGCUUUGUUUUGUUUUAUGUUGUGUUUUAAAAGGCUUUUCUAACACAGCUGAGCAUAAGAAACUUGACUCAAGGGGCAGUAACUGAGCUUCCCAUUGGAUUAUUGUGUGAGGUCCCCUUUAGUUCCCCCCCACACACAGUGGGUAAUGUGUGUUCAUUGUGAGUUAUCAGGAGUCGGUUUCUUUUACAACCUUGGUCUAUAUAAUGUGCAGCUAGCUCUGGGGCUGGAGAUUUGGGGGAGCAUCUGGAAGGCAACAGACAGUCUGGAGAGAAUGAAACAGUGGGGAACAUGAGCAACCGUACGUGUCAUUGACACCCCCGUGGUAUGAGGCCCAUUCUUUGUCUCUCAGUAUAGAUAAGGAAACAUGGUGGGGUGGGGUGGGGGAUGUUGUAUAUUAUAGAUCUCUCUUGGAAAUGUCUGCUAAUUCUAUAAGUGUUCCUUUGUUCUCCCCCUUAAUGUUUAACUUCUCACUCAUCUUCCUAACCUAGUAUGAUCAAACCUUGGGCCCCAGUAGGACCGUGAACAUUAGGCCAACGUGGUUUGGCUACUAGGCAAAGACUGGGUUCUGAGAAGCAAUGGUGAUGAGGGCCUUUGUCCUGUUGGCUGUUUUUGUGGAAGCUUCUGCAAGAUCAUGCACUCCAAAUAAAGCAGAUGUCAUUCUUGUGUUUUGUUAUCCCAAAACCAUCAUCACCAAAAUCCCUGAGUGUCCUUAUGGAUGGGAAGUGCAUCAGCUAGCACUAGGAGGGCUAUGUUACAAUGGUGUCCAUGAAGGAGGUUACUACCAAUUUGUAAUCCCAGAUUUGUCUCCUAAAAACAAGUCCUACUGUGGCACUCAGUCCGAGUACAAGCCCCCCAUUUACUACUUCUACAGCCACAUUGUGUCCAAUGACAGCACAGUGAUUGUCAAGAAUCAGCCAGUCAACUAUUCCUUUUCUUGCACCUACCACUCCACCUACUUGGUGAACCAGGCUGCCUUCGACCAGAGAGUGGCCACCGUUCAUGUGAAGAAUGGGAGCAUGGGCACAUUUGAAAGCCAAUUAUCUCUCAACUUCUAUACUAAUGCCAAGUUCUCCACAAAGAAAGAAGCACCUUUUGUCCUGGAGACAUCUGAAAUUGGUUCAGACCUGUUUGCAGGAGUAGAAGCCAAAGGGUUAAGCAUUAGGUUUAAGGUGGUUUUGAACAGCUGUUGGGCCACACCCUCGGCUGACUUCAUGUAUCCCUUGCAGUGGCAGCUGGUCAAUAAGGGAUGCCCCACAGAUGAAACAGUCCUUGUGCAUGAAAAUGGCAAGGAUCACAGAGCCACUUUUCAAUUCAAUGCUUUCCGGUUCCAGAAUAUUCCCAAGCUCUCUAAGGUCUGGCUUCACUGUGAGACAUUCAUCUGUGACAGUGAGAAACUCUCCUGCCCAGUGACAUGUGACAAACAGAAGCGGCUUCUGCGGGACCAGACCGGAGGCGUCCUGGUGGUGGAGCUCUCCCUGCCCAGCAGGGGAUUCUCCGGUCUCUAUAGCUUCUCAGAUGCUGUUUAUCACCUCAUCAUGAUGCUGGGGAUCUGUGCAGUGUUAUAGGACAGAGCCCAGCAAGCAACUCCUCACUCCUCCUUGUGGGAUGUCUCCUCUAGCAGUGACAAACCCUAAUUUACUGAGCUGCCCAGAAGAGCAAACAGAAGACCGCAUUGUUGGGGAGCAGAGACAAGUGCUUUGCCAAAUAUGUGUUCCAAUGAUUU